Brugia pahangi is the source of this 213-nucleotide messenger RNA. Lineage: Eukaryota; Metazoa; Nematoda; Chromadorea; Rhabditida; Onchocercidae. The record is from the annotation of a GenBank genome assembly.
AUGUGUACACUUCGUGAAUUUAUUUCGGACGAUGAUUUGGAUGAAGCACUUCGGAUGAUAAUGAAUUGUUCACCUCAUAUGAUACCAAUUUACAAUACUGUGCGAAUUCAUCGAAUUAAAAGUAUCCAGCAGCAAAAUUUCGCAUUUUCGGUUAUCCAUUCACGGAAUCUAAAUUAUGGUUCUUACUGGGCGAUGAUCCUUUCAGAGUGUUAG